AUUUUUAAUGUAAGAUUUUGUCCACAAGACACAAUAAUUACUGAAUUUACACAAAUGAACCAGUUCAGAAGUUUACACACGCUCGAUUCUGCUUUUAUGUUUUGUGUUUGUGAUAGAUAACCUUUUGUAAUAGUUUUGCAGCUACAGUUGGAAAUCGGUCAAAUAUGCAGAAGAUGCCGGGAAAGCAUAUCCAGGACCCGGAGGAUGUUUCUGAAGAACAGUGGGCGGUUUAACUGCUCGGAACAAACGAGGGACUCGUGAACAACUCUCGUGAAAACGUUGAUCAUCCAGCCAACAGCACAAAAAUGAACUGGUUCAUUUGUGUAAAUUCGGUUACUGUUGUGUCUUGUGGACUAUAUGUAAACAUCUGUUGUGUGAAAUAGCUUCUUCGGGGCGGUACUAAAUAAACAACAAAGACGCACGUUUUAAUCGCCCCUCUAAUUAUUAGUUUCGUGAUUAACGUUUUGCGGAUUCUGCAAGGGGUGUGUAAAUUUAUGAGCACGACUGUAGGUGUAGCUCAUAUAAAUGUCACGUUUGACACUAUUCUUCUCACACAGCUAUUUAAAGUAAACUAUGAACUUUGGUGUGGUUUGCCACUCUUUGCAUCGUUAAAAAAGAUUCACUUCAACACUAAAGGCAAGAGAUCAAACAAUAGGGAAACACCACUAUAAGGUAGACACACACCAAUCCCUAGUAUAUACAGGAUCACUCUUCCUUCAUCAUCACUGUGUAUGGAUUUAGCUUUUAGAGUAUAUAUGUAUAGAGAAUUUCCAAAAGUGACCUCUUGACUAAAGAAUGUAACCUUAAAUCAAAAGAGGAAGAAAAACCGUCUGUGUGAGAAAGAAACAGACAGAAAAAAAAAAACUAAGAAAAGAGAAGUGAGGCAGGAAGUUGAGUGGCUUGUGGUAAACAGCUCACAGAAGUAGCAGUGAGAUGCUUAGUGCUGUGAUGCGCAGAAGACCUUGAAAGUAUCCGUACCCAGAGCGUAUCAGUGUUCGACACUCAGCUCUGUGAAAGCGUUCUCAGUGUGAUCCCAGAACAACAUUUCGUGUCGCGUUCGUUCGUUCGCCCGUCACGAAGACCGUGAGAAGUGAUCGAAUUAUUUGAACAUCACAAACAUGGGAAACAGUGGAGAGGAGGGAAAACUGCACCGAAAACUGUCUCGCAUAGGGAGCAGGAGUCAGAGGGAACCACCAAGACCUCCACCUCAAGCGGAAAGGCCUCCACCUGCCGCCCCACCCAGACAACCUGAACCUGCUCCAAAACCUCCAGAGGCUUCUGCAAAACCUGUAGAGCCUGCACCCAAACAGCAAGUGGUCUGCCCAAAGCCCCCUGACGCCUCCUUAAAGCCCAGUAUUCCUCCCAAACCUCACAUACAGGUGUUCAAUAGCAAGGAGCAUGGAAAUGCCAUACUCCAGGGUCUGGAUCAUUUUCGCUGUGAUGAAACCUUGUGUGAUGUCACUCUGGUGCCCGGCGAUAGCGCUGAAACCUUUCCGGUUCACAGAGUGAUCAUGGCUUCCGCCAGUGACUACUUCAAGGCCAUGUUCACAGGUGGAAUGAAAGAGCAGGAGCUGGCUGAAAUUAAACUACAUGGAGUGAGCAGCACAGGCCUGAAGAACAUUAUUGAGUUUAUUUAUACCUCUCAGCUAAGUUUGAACUUAGGCACGCUCCAGGACACUCUGGAGGCUGCCAGUUUUCUCCAGGUGCUUCCAGUUCUCAGCUUCUGCAAUCAGCUACUUAGCAGUGAGGUCACCAUAGAAAACUGCACAGAAGUUGAGCGCAUUGCUAAUGAUCUUCUCCUGGAGGAUGUCCAGACCCACAUACACAACUUUGUCUGUGAGAACUUCUCAGCUCUAGUGCAGAGUGGACGUUUCCUGCAGCUUUCUGAGGCUAGCAUAGCACAUGCCCUAUCCAGUGAUUCACUGAAAGGAUUCUCAGAGAUGGAGCUCUAUCGCACUGCCCGUGCUUGGCUGGCACAUAAACCCAGUGAACGCCGGCCUGCGGCCUACUCCUUGAUGCGCCACGUUCGCUUCCCCCUGAUGAGCCCUGCUGAACUCCUACAGAUAUCUCAGGAGGACCAGAUUGAUGAGGCAAGCGGUGAUGAAAAGGAAGGCAGGGAGCCAUUCAUGCGUUCUGACACAGCUUGCGUGAACCUACUCUUGGAGGCUAGCAACUACCAGAUGCUGCCGUUCCUUCAGCCUUCACUCCAGACCGAGAGGACUCGCAUUCGUUCAGAUACAACGCACCUUCUGGCUCUGGGUGGGGUGAUGAGGCAACAGCUGGUGGUGAGCAAGGAGCUUAGGCUGUAUGAUGAGGAAGGAAGAGGCACCUGGAGGGCCCUCCAGCCAAUGGAAGUGCCUCGCUACCAGCAUGGAGUGGCUCUCUUAGGGGGCUUCCUUUACAUCGUAGGAGGGCAGAGCACUUAUGACACAAAGGGUAAGACAGCAGUGGACAGUGCGUACAGGUACGACCCUCGUUUUGACCGCUGGCUGCAGGUGGCCUCCCUGAAUGAGAAGCGGACAUUCUUCCAUCUGAGUGCUCUGAAGGGGAAGCUCUACGCUGCUGGGGGAAGAAACGCCACUGGAGAGAUUGACACGGUGGAGUGUUAUAACCUGAGCAAGAACGAGUGGACCUUUGUGGCUCCCAUGAGUGAGCCUCAUUAUGGCCAUGCUGGUACAGUGCACGGAGGAUUAAUGUAUGUGUCUGGGGGAAUAACGAGAGACGCUUUCCAGAAAGAGUUGGCUUGUUAUGACCCAGACACAAACUUGUGGAGUCGUCGUGCAGACAUGAUGGAGCUGCGUGGACUCCACUGCAUGUGCACUGUAGGAGACCGACUCUACGUUAUGGGUGGAAACCACUUCCGUGGAACAAAUGACUAUGAUGAUGUCCUCAGUUGUGAAUACUACACUCCUGCAAUUGACCAGUGGACAGUGGUGGCUCCGAUGCCCCGAGGUCAGAGUGACGUUGGCGUGGCCGUGUUUAAAGGCAGAAUUUAUGUGGUAGGAGGCUACUCUUGGAACAGUCGUUGUAUGGUCGACAUUGUGCAGUGUUAUGACCCUGAAGUGGAUGAGUGGGAGAGGGUAUUUAAUGUGCUGGAGCCUUUAGGAGGUAUACGUGCUUGCACCAUGACUGUACAUCGUCCAAGUGGGUCUGUAGAUGAAGAGCAGAUACAGGAAUGUCUCCUUCAGACAACUAAGAGCUGAGGAACAGAGGAGAAAUGACAUAUUGACAUGUCUGAAAAAUACACAAUGAGUGUAUAUGCGUGUGUAAUUUUCAGGAUAUAUAUAUAUAUAUAUAUAUAUAUAUAUAUAUAUAUAUAUAUAUAUAUAUAUAUAUAUAUAUAUAUAUAUAUAUGUAUAUAUAUAUAUAUGUAUGUGUGUGUGUGUGUGUGAAUGGAGAGUGUUCUGGAGAAUUAGACUAGGUGCCCCUGUAUAAACCGCAUAUGAAAUACUUUUAAUAAUGUGGCUUUACGAAAUGGAUCCCAGUUUAUUUGAUUCACGUGGAAACUUGCUUUUGUACCAACCACUGAUUAGAAGUAUUAUAUGGACAUCGAGUCUUGAGGAACAAGAACGCAAACUGUGAAUAUUGUUUGUGUGCAUUGUGUGUAUUACUGUAUGUUACUCCUUUUUACUCUUUGUGUAGCAUUAACAACAACAACAAAAAGACCUGCUUUUUAUACAGUCUCUUCCUAACUAUAUUUCAGUAAACUAUAAUGCAAUAAAUAACGCAAAUAUCUCAAAUAGUGAUGUGAUCUGAUUAGCUGAAAAACAUUCUAGACAUACUAUUAUAUCUGUAUCGAAUGUACAUUUUAUAUGGGGUGUUAUUGGAAAUGACAUCAUGGCUGUGAUGAUCUACAGAACUGGCUGAAGAGUCAUGAUGAUGAUAAUAUACAAGUAUAAUGUGUUCUAUUGCUUAAACCCUGGAUGAGAUGCCAGACCAUCACAGGGCACCAUGCACAAACCAUCAUGAAAACAUCAGUUGAGGGAAUAUCCUUUGGUAAGAAUGGUGUUUAUCACUCCAGUACUGUUCCAGAGGUGUGUAUACUUAAUUAACGUACAGUUCCUUAGGGUGAGAUAGCCUUAACGUACAGUUCCUUAGGGUGAGAUAGCCUUAACGUACAGUUCCUUAGGGUGAGAUAGCCUUAACGUACAGUUCCUUAGGGUGAGAUAGCCUUAACGUACAGUUCCUUAGGGUGAGAUAGUCUUAACGUACAGUUCCUUAGGGUGAGAUAGCCAGUUGGGGGGGUCCAUCCUGCUAUAAAACACAUUGUCUCUUCCAUUUGGUAUUCUGGCCACUGAUACACUUCAUAGAAGCUCAGGGGUGUAAAAGGGUGCUUUGCACAAUACAUGGGGCUUCUGCCAUCAAGGGCCUUUACCAUCAGGGGCUUUUACCAUCAGAGAUGCUUUACCAUCACUCAUAUUAUAUCUGUGACAUUGACCAUCACUUUGUAAGUUCUCUUUGUUUCUAAUUUCUGUAUAUCGUUCAUUUGGAUUUUGUAUAAUAAAUUCAUUUGUGAUUCUA
Molecule: messenger RNA, 4521 nt
Organism: Ictalurus punctatus (channel catfish)
Lineage: Eukaryota; Metazoa; Chordata; Actinopteri; Siluriformes; Ictaluridae
Product: kelch-like protein 9
Exons: 8
Coding region: 1119-3203 (694 amino acids)
Biological process (GO): regulation of cytokinesis; protein ubiquitination
Cellular component (GO): Cul3-RING ubiquitin ligase complex
Molecular function (GO): cullin family protein binding; ubiquitin-protein transferase activity
Source: RefSeq, a predicted model, not a curated record